GACUGGCUUGUCGGUGAGAAGUGAAACCAGGACCAGAGAGAGGGUGAGAAAGGCCCUUGCAGCUCUUCCCUCUGCUGGCUCUGUGCUGAGAUGCUGGCCACUGUGAUUUCAGCAUUUCCAGAUUUGACUUGAAUUGACCUGCUUUAGGCUGUGAUAUGUUUUGAAAUGUCCUGCAGUUGAGAGGAAUGUUUAGGAAUGUUUCGACCCCUGUGUAUUCCGCAUCUGGCUGUAAGGCUGAAGCUGUACAAACCAACCUGGAUCUCUCAUGUCUUUAACCGGAGCAGUCUGGAGGUGAAUAUUUCCUCUGUGCGUGCAGACAUUUGUAACUGUUUGUGUUGAAGCAAUGGGGUCAAAAACCUACUUUAAAGUUCUUGUGCUUGCGUCUUUCCUGGUGUCUGCUUUUCUGGUGCUAAGUUUCCACGCAACCCGUGGGCUGACUGAGGACUCUGGUGGGUCAGAUCCCCACACUCUGCUGAAGCAAGUGAAGAGCGAGGAUGACGAAGACGAGGUCGUCGACCAGAGCUCCGGGAUCGACUUUGAGGCUCUGCACAGCCGCUGGCAUGACCCACCUCCUUGCCAGAAGGGGCAGGUCCUCCUGGUCCUUGUGACAUCUGCCCAGCCCAACAUUGACCGUAGGAAUGCCAUUCGCAACACAUGGGCGCUGGGCUGGGAGGAGAGUGCCUUCCCUUGGCAAGUGGUCUUCCUGGUUGGCCAGGCCAUGGGAGAAGGGGCAGCCGACCUAAUCCAAUUGGAGCGGGAAGUGUUCCAAGAUGUGUUGGUGGGAAACUACCUGGAUACUUACAGAAACCUUACGCUAAAAGUCAUGCACGGGUUAAAGUGGGCAGUGAGCACUUGUCGGCCUCUAUACAUCCUCAAAACUGAUGAUGACUGCUUUGUAAACACAGACAGGCUGCCUCGCUUUCUGGUCCGGGACAAUCCGAUCCGGACUGGCCUUUACGCCGGCUCUCUGUUUGUACCCGAGAAGCGGGAAGUCAUCCGGAAUCCCUGGAACAAAUGGUAUGUGUCAUGGCGGGACUACGGGAAAGAGCGCUACCCUCCCUACCUGAGUGGGGUGGGCUACGUGCUCUCUCUGGAUGCAGCUGCUGCAAUCCUGAGGGCAGCAGCCUGGGUCCGCCCCAUUCCCGUUGAGGAUGCGUACGUUGGGAUCCUGGCAGAAGCGGCUGGUAUCCCUGCGCUGUCGAGCAGCCGCUUCACCAAACACAAUGUGAACUGGAGAGUGUGCAACUACAGGUACCUGAUGGUCAUUCAUCACCUCAGCACUCAGGAGCAACACACAGCCCACAGCAACAUGGUCCAGGCCCGCACAGCUUGUUCUGGUAAUCCCAAUAUCACCAGAUGGAACUGACCGUGUUGACUUAGAUACGAACAAAGUCAUCCUGGAUGAAACUAUUUUGUACCGAGGACAAGAGUCCAGAAUGAAGGGGCGCACAAUCUUAGAAGCAUAGAAAUAGAAAGCAGGAGUAGGACAUUAGGCCCUUUCAGUCUGCUCUUCGUUGUGAUCAUUGAUCAUCCAGUUCAGUCCCCUGUUCCUACAUUCUUCACAUACCCUUCAGC
Rhincodon typus (whale shark) is the source of this 1575-nucleotide messenger RNA. RefSeq names its product beta-1,3-galactosyltransferase 1-like. NCBI's taxonomy places the organism in Eukaryota, Metazoa, Chordata, Chondrichthyes, Orectolobiformes, Rhincodontidae. The coding region runs from base 344 to 1366 and encodes 340 amino acids. The transcript has 2 exons. Gene Ontology annotation, cellular component: membrane. The record is from RefSeq and is a predicted model, not a curated record. Gene Ontology annotation, molecular function: N-acetyl-beta-D-glucosaminide beta-(1,3)-galactosyltransferase activity.